Molecule: messenger RNA, 1647 nt
Organism: Clonostachys rhizophaga
Lineage: Eukaryota; Fungi; Ascomycota; Sordariomycetes; Hypocreales; Bionectriaceae
Source: the annotation of a GenBank genome assembly
AUGAAGGGCCUCAUCUUCAUAGGCGCUAUGGCCCUUGGCCUGGCAUCUGCCCAUGAAUAUCCCGACUGUGAGCACGACAACUGCUACAGGAAUCUCAUUGACCCACGUUUCAAUGGCGAAGGGUUUUGCUUCGAGUUUCUUUCGGGCACUACCACCGCCCCUUCUGCUAUUCCCACGGAUUUCAAUAAUUGCCAGGGUGAUGUGAAGAGGGUUUCCUCUGCUUGUUCUUGCAUCACUUACACGGCCACACACACAAGCGAGCCUCCCACAUCUACCCCUUCUACUUCGACCGUCCCAAGCACGGAAUCGACUACCCCAUCAUAUACCAAACCAACCCACACCAAGCCGACUCAUACCAAGCCUACACACACCAAGCCAACGGAGACUGAGACGACUCCUUCUUUCACCAAGCCAACUCAUACCAAGCCAACCCACACCAAACCUACUGAGACUGAGACUACAUGUACGGAGACUGAGACCACUCCCUCCUCCACCAAGCCAACCCACACUAAACCGACACACACCAAACCAACUCACACCAAGCCUACUGAGACUUCGACUACAUGUACAGAGACUGAGACUACUCCCUCCUCCACCAAGCCAACUCACACUAAGCCAACACAUACCAAGCCUACACACACCAAGCCUACUGAGACUGAGACGACUCCUUCUUUUACCAAGCCAACUCAUACCAAGCCAACUCAUACCAAGCCAACUCACACCAAGCCUACUGAGACUGAGACGACUCCUUCUUUUACCAAGCCAACUCAUACCAAGCCAACUCACACCAAGCCUACUGAGACUUCGACUACAUGUACAGAGACUGAAACCACUCCUUCUCACACUCACACCAAGCCAACUCAUACCAAGCCUACACAUACCAAGCCUACAGAGACUACUACUCCUUCUCACACCAAACCCACCCACACUAAGCCAACCCACACUAAGCCUACACAUACCAAGCCAACGGAGACUGAGACUACAUGUACGGAGACUCAACCAACGGAGACUACUACUCCCUCUCACACCAAACCCACGCACACCAAACCUACUCACACCAAGCCUACGCAUACCAAGCCAACAGAGACCAAGCCUACGGAGACCCAACCCACAGAGACCAAGCCUACGGAGACUCAACCCACAGAGACCAAGCCCUCGCACACCAAGCCCACACAUACCAAGCCAUCUCACCCACCACCUCCUCCUACUACCACAGAGUGGACAACCUCGACUAUUUACACAACCACUUGUAUCACCAUCACCACCUGCCCUCCUGAGGUACCAAACUGCCCUGGUACCACCACUACCAUCACUACCACAAUUCCUGUAACCACGACAGUGUGCCCUGUUACCAGCCAGCCUGCGACCACCGUUGUGGAGAGCUCCCACAAGCCUCCUGUUCCAUCCUCUGCCCCGCCUGUUGUCGGGAGCUCAACCUUUGUGACGAUUCCAGUCACCAAGUCAGAGAAGCACGAGGCACCAGCUCCUUCAAGCUCGGCACAGCCAACACAGCCCACGCAGCCGGCCCAGACAUCGCAGCCGCCGGCCCCAACAACACAGCCUGCACCCGUACCUGCUGGGGCUAAUCAAGUUAGCGCCGCGGUCCAGAUUGCCCUCAUUGCUGCUGGUUUGGUGGCUCUCAUGUAA